Vanderwaltozyma polyspora DSM 70294 is the source of this 774-nucleotide messenger RNA. RefSeq names its product Trs33p (gene TRS33). The transcript has a single exon. Gene Ontology annotation, cellular component: trans-Golgi network; TRAPP complex; cis-Golgi network. Bases 1 to 774 code for a protein of 257 amino acids. The record is from RefSeq and is a predicted model, not a curated record. Gene Ontology annotation, biological process: endoplasmic reticulum to Golgi vesicle-mediated transport; regulation of GTPase activity. Lineage: Eukaryota; Fungi; Ascomycota; Saccharomycetes; Saccharomycetales; Saccharomycetaceae.
AUGUCAGGGCCUCCAGCAGCUUUAACAGAGAAACAGAAGCUACAACAACAGUUUCAAUUAUUUCAGGAAUCACUUCCAAAGGUGAAUCAGUUAGCAUUGACACUGCUGUUGAAUGAGACGAUUCCAUUAUCUAUGGCUGUUCAAAAAAGGUUAAAUGAAAGUGAAUUAAGCAAAAUGGAAAAUGAUGAUGAACUACAAAUAAAUGACAUCGAUCUGAAGGACAAAUUAUACAUUACACCUAAACUAGAUUUACCAUCGCAUAAAUUAAUUCAAGAAAUUUCAAAAUGUAAUGAAGAAGAUAAAUUAAAGGUAAUUGAACGGUUGAGGAAUAUUGGCUUUCAAAUUGGUAACAAAAUGAGUGAACUCUUAGUGUUUACAAAUAAUCCAAAUUUAGAGUUUAAAGAUAUGGAUCUUUUAUUAAUAAUGAAAUUUAUCUGUAGAGAUGUAUGGAAACAAUUAUAUGGGAAACAGAUAGAUAAUUUGAAAACAAAUCAUAGAGGAACAUUUUAUUUGUUUGACUAUGACUACAAACCAAUACAGCCAUUUUCAAUAGAAGGAGAUAAUUCAGAUGAGAAAACUCAAGAAAAGGAAUUAGAAUUGGUUAAACCAUUUUUAGAGAUCCCUGUAGGUAUUAUCAAUGGUGUUUUAUCAUCUCUAGGUUAUAACAAAGAAGAUGUCUCAUGCGAGGCUACAUUUGUAGAUAGACCAGAUGAAAAAUCCAAAGCUGCAUUCCCAAAGGGCAUAAGCUUCCAUGUUCAAAUACUGAAUCAAUAA